GCCAAUAGGAACAAACCCUAAAGGGAGAAGCUAUAAAAAUAAAACAAAAAAUUUGUGAAGCUAUAAAGACUGUUCCUACAGGUACUCCAAAUUCCGUCUUCAAAAUUAUACCUAUAAAUACUUAAUUCAGAAUUAUUAAGAAUUGCUCCUAGUUUUGAACCAAAAAAUAAUAGUUCUUCUCUUUUCUUUUUGCUUUCAUUGCAAUCUGGUGGAGCCACUGCCAUUGUUAAAACUCUCACAACCUCAAAGAUUACUCCAAUCCAAGGGAUUAAUUUCCAGAAAAGGUUGCAGUAAUCCAAAGCAGAAACGAAGAACGACUAAAGAAGAUGGAAGCGCAAAACUCUGAACAAGGACAUAUAAUUGAAGUACAUAGAAAUGUUCCAGCAGUAGAGACAAGCCUGGGAAGAAAUACGAUUUGUGGAGGCGCACCAUGUGGGUUUAAUGAUGCUCAAACCAGUUCUAAAGAUGCUAAGGAACGUACAGCCUCUAUGCGUAAACUUUUGAUGGCAGUAGUGCUUUGUGUUGUCUUUAUGAGCGUAGAAGUGGUUGGAGGCAUCAAAGCCAACAGCCUUGCAAUCCUAACUGAUGCAGCUCAUCUCUUGUCAGAUGUUGCAGCAUUUGCAAUCUCCUUGUUCUCCCUUUGGGCAUCGGGGUGGGAGGCAACUCCGCGUCAAUCUUAUGGAUUCUUCAGGAUUGAAAUUCUUGGUGCCCUUGUGUCCAUCCAGAUGAUAUGGCUUCUAGCUGGCAUCCUUGUUUAUGAAGCCAUAGCUAGACUUAUCCAUGAUACUGGUGAAGUUCGAGGCUUUCUCAUGUUUGCAGUUUCUGCAUUUGGUCUAGUUGUUAAUAUUGCUAUGGCUCUCUUGUUGGGUCACGACCAUGGGCAUCACCAUGGCCAUAAUCAUGGCCAUGGUGGGAAUGAUCAUGAUCACCACGAUCAUAGUCAUAGCCGUGACCGUGAACCACAUAAUCAUGGAUUAAGUAUAACUUCUCACCAUCACCACCACCACCAUGAUCAUGGCUCGAAUUCUAAACUAGAUAAUGUCCAUCAUCAUCAUACACACGAAGCUGACCAUCUAGAGCCUUUGCUUAAGAAUAGUGAAAAAAAGUCGGAAAGUGGAGCACCUCAGAAGAAGGAACGGAACAUCAACGUACAAGGGGCUUAUCUUCAUGUCUUGGGGGAUUCCAUUCAGAGUAUUGGAGUGAUGAUUGGUGGAGCAAUUAUUUGGUACAAGCCUGAGUGGAAAAUAAUAGAUCUGAUAUGCACCCUUGUGUUCUCCAUCAUUGUGCUGGGAACAACCAUCAGGAUGCUACGAAACAUUUUGGAAGUUCUUAUGGAGAGCACACCCCGAGAAAUUGAUGCCACAAGGCUAGAGAAGGGUUUAUGCGAGAUGGAUGAGGUUGUUGCCAUACAUGAACUGCACAUUUGGGCUAUAACUGUUGGUAAGGUGUUAUUAGCUUGCCAUGUAUUAAUUAAGCCUGAAGCUGAUGCUGACAUGGUAUUGAACAAGGUUAUAGAUUACAUCAAGAGAGAUUACAAUAUCAGUCAUGUGACUAUUCAGAUAGAACGGCAGUGUGAAUCCAUGGCGCAGUAAGUUUUGUAGUUUUACUGUUUUUGGCUUUUGGUAUAUUUUCAAGAUUUCUUCAUAUUCCUCUAUGUUGCUUGUGUUUGCAUAUCUCCCAUCACCUAGCAUGUUCAUUAUACCCAUUCCCUUUUGUAGGUAGCCAUGCCAAACAUAUAGAAUAGAAACUAUCAGGAGUUAUGAACUGUUAAUUGUAAUGGCGAGUGUUACCCUCUUUUUUUCUUUUUAAAAUUCCGGUAGCUGAACUGAGAACCUAGUAAAUGAAGUGUUUUAAGGACAAAUUUAUUCAAUUGAAGUUUGAUACACCAAAACAA
This is a messenger RNA of Gossypium arboreum, 1894 nucleotides long. Its product is annotated as metal tolerance protein 1-like. Bases 327 to 1592 code for a protein of 421 amino acids. The transcript has 3 exons. Gene Ontology annotation, biological process: zinc ion transmembrane transport. Gene Ontology annotation, molecular function: zinc ion transmembrane transporter activity. Gene Ontology annotation, cellular component: plasma membrane; vacuole. The record is from RefSeq and is a predicted model, not a curated record. NCBI's taxonomy places the organism in Eukaryota, Viridiplantae, Streptophyta, Magnoliopsida, Malvales, Malvaceae.